AUGUCUAGUAUCAUUCGUGAAGUUUGGAAUUAUAAUGUUGUAGAGGAGUUUAAUGUGAUUCAGAUGCUCCUCCCUUUAUCUGUUUACGCCUCAUUUGAUAUGGAAUUCCCUGGUACCAUCUUUCAUCCUGACGUCCCUAAGCACUUUCUCUCUUCUCUCAGUCCACCCGUAAAUUAUUCUUAUUUAAAGGCGAAUGUGGAUACCAUGAAGUUGAUUCAAGUGGGCCUUACUUUGUCAUUUGUGCCCAACCCUCAUUCUGGUGUUGUUAAUUCUUAUGUUUGGCAAUUUAAUUUAGAUGAUUUCGAUGUGGAUUCUGAUUUUCAGAAUCCUAAUUCUAUCACACUUUUAAGAGAAACUGGAAUUGACUUUGUUAGGAACAAAGUUGAAGGUAUUAGUUUAGGUUUAUUCAGAAAUCUUCUAAUAUCAUCUGGCCUUCUGUGCGGCCCCUCUCAUCUGAAUUGGGUCACCUUUCACGGAGCAUACGAUUUUGGCUUUGUUGUCAAAAUUUUGACUCAAAGACCCCUCCCACCCAAUUUGAUCAUGUUCAUGAGUUUGGUUAGGGAGAUUUUUGGGGAAGCAGUGUUUGAUUUGAAGCACAUUGCGAAAUUUUGUAGGGGUCUUUACGGAGGCUUAAGUCGAUUGGCAGAAAUCCUAAAUGUGGAUAGAAUUUCAGGUCAGAGCCACCAGGCUGGGUCCGAUAGCCUUUUGACCAUGCAUGUGUUUUUUAAGGUCAAAGAAAUAUAUUUUAAUGGGUAUCUUGAUUAUCAUCUUAAUCGGUUCAAGGGAAUCAUUCACGGAAUUGAAUUGCCAGUCGAGUUUCAACCUCGUCGAAUGUUGAUGGUUCCUGUUUGGCCGCAAUUUCCUCAUGUUACCGGAACUAUUUAUAAUGGCUUAGUUUUUUUAUGGGGAGGAAACAUAUAA
Messenger RNA from Impatiens glandulifera, 921 nucleotides. Its product is annotated as probable CCR4-associated factor 1 homolog 11. The coding region runs from base 1 to 921 and encodes 306 amino acids. The transcript has a single exon. Gene Ontology annotation, cellular component: CCR4-NOT complex; CCR4-NOT core complex; P-body. Gene Ontology annotation, molecular function: poly(A)-specific ribonuclease activity; nucleic acid binding. The record is from RefSeq and is a predicted model, not a curated record. NCBI's taxonomy places the organism in Eukaryota, Viridiplantae, Streptophyta, Magnoliopsida, Ericales, Balsaminaceae.